AUGAAUUUUUACCGCCGUUUGCAUUUGAAUAUUGUUUCAUGUGUUUUAAGGGAUUUUAAUUCGAAAAUACUGUCACCUAUGGCUCCUAUAGAAGAGUCGAAAAGAAGGGCUGCAUAUCAAGCCGUUGAUGACUUUGUGAAAGAUGGUAUGAAACUUGGUAUUGGUAGUGGAUCUACAAUUGUAUAUGCAGUUCAUAGGAUAGCGGAAAAAGUUAAAAAUGAAGGUUUGAAAGUUAUAUGCGUUCCUACUUCAUUCCAAGCUCACCAACUAGUUGUAUCAAAUAACCUUCAACUGGGAAACUUAGAACUUCACUCUGAGCUUGAUGUUGCCAUAGAUGGGGCUGAUGAAGUUGAUUCGAAUAUGACAUUAAUCAAAGGUGGUGGUGGGUGCCAGACGCAAGAAAAAAUAGUUGCAUCAUGUGCCAACAAAUUUGUUGUUGUAGCUGAUUAUAAAAAAGAUUCAAAAUAUCUUGGAGAGCAGUAUAAGAAAGGAAUCCCUAUUGAAGUGAUACCCAUGGCCUACACACCUGUGUCUGUUAAAAUUAAAAAAUUAUUCGGUGGUGAAGUUCAUUUGAGAAUGGCACAAAUGAAAGCUGGUCCAGUAAUCUCAGAUAAUGGAAACUUCAUUCUAGACUGGCUUUUUCCAAAUGAUAUUGCUGAUUGGAAGGCUGUCAAUAAUGAAAUAAAAAUGAUUGCUGGUGUUGUGGAGACAGGUUUGUUUGUCGGAAUGGCUAAUACUGUUUAUUUCGGGCUUCCUGAUGGCACUGUCAAAGUUUUGAGAAGUUGA
Molecule: messenger RNA, 786 nt
Organism: Nezara viridula (southern green stink bug)
Lineage: Eukaryota; Metazoa; Arthropoda; Insecta; Hemiptera; Pentatomidae
Source: the annotation of a GenBank genome assembly